This is a messenger RNA of Drosophila simulans, 996 nucleotides long. It is a transcript of the gene Ran-like, whose product is annotated as GTP-binding nuclear protein Ran-like. Gene Ontology annotation, molecular function: GTPase activity; GTP binding. The transcript has a single exon. The record is from RefSeq and is a predicted model, not a curated record. Gene Ontology annotation, biological process: protein import into nucleus; ribosomal subunit export from nucleus. Gene Ontology annotation, cellular component: cytoplasm; nucleus. The coding region runs from base 103 to 756 and encodes 217 amino acids. Lineage: Eukaryota; Metazoa; Arthropoda; Insecta; Diptera; Drosophilidae.
UAAGUACGUGUUUCGUCUCAAAAACUUUCAAUACUACACAAACCGCUGGCGGGAUAAGUUCAAUUCAAAUUAAUAAAACAAAAAUAUUAAGUUUUGUCGAUCAUGCAAUCUCAAGAGGAAGUGAAGGCCACUUUCAAGCUGAUUCUAAUCGGAGACGGGGAAAGUGGGAAAACAACAUUUGUCAAGCGACAUCUGACCGGCGAGUUCAAUGUGCAACACAAUGCGACCUUGGGUGUGGAGGUCAACCAUUUACUUUUUCACACCAACAGAGGAGUUUUCCGCUUCGAUGUCUGGGACAUUGCCGGUCACGAGAUGUUCGAUGGCCUGCGCGAUGGGUACUUCAUCCGAUCACAAUGUGCCAUAAUAAUGUUCGAUACGGCCAAGGCGAAUACCUAUAAUAAUGUGAAUAGGUGGCACCGCGACUUGGUGGGAGUAUGCGGCGACAUACCGAUUGUCAUUUGUGGCAACAAGGUGGAUAUCAUGCCUAAAAAGUCUUGGAAAACAUGUAUUAACUUUGAUCGCAAGUCAAUCCUUUACCACAUUGAAAUGUCCGCAAGGACGAACUAUAACAUUGAGAAGCCAUUCGUCUAUCUGUUGAAAAAAUUGGUUGGUGAUCCCAGCUUGAAGUUAGUCCAAAGCCCCGCUAUACAGCCCCCAAAAGUUGUUUUUACCGACGAGAUGAGUUGUCAAGUGGAACGCUUCUUAGAUGAGGCCACAUCCUAUACUCUGCCCCCUACCUACGAUUUCGAUCUGUAAAGCUCAGGAUUAUUGUUCUUUCAAAAUUCAUUAGUUCUCUUACCGGCUACAUUUCUUUCAAAAUUUUCAUAUUCUGCAAGUGCAACGAUGAUCUUUUCUUACUUCGUGCCCAUGGAUGAAGACAUUCAGCUGAAGUCCUUAAUAUUUUUUAAAUUUCUAAAUUUCUAAAUUCCGAUUGUUUUUGAAGAUUCUAAUAUUUUUUGUAAUGGACGUAUAUUUAAAAAAUUCAGUGGUGUAAAA